Cladocopium goreaui is the source of this 261-nucleotide messenger RNA. NCBI's taxonomy places the organism in Eukaryota, Dinophyceae, Suessiales, Symbiodiniaceae. The record is from the annotation of a GenBank genome assembly.
AUGAAGACCUACGACCUGAUGAAGGACGCCCCAGGCUGCACUGGGAUGUUUUGGCGCGCCGAUCCUCGCAGCGGGAAGAAGGGCAGCAUGGAUAACUGGCCCAGAGAUGGAGCGCAGUUGCAGGGCAUUGUGCAUGAAGUCAAUGGCGAAAAGUGGCUGGAGUGUAAACAGGUGAAGCAGAAGGGUGGCUCUUGGAUUUCCUGCGAAGCAGAUCAGUGGAUGCCUUUCAGAUACUCGCAGUACUACUUGCAAGAGGCCUGA